Molecule: messenger RNA, 1576 nt
Organism: Sander lucioperca (pikeperch)
Lineage: Eukaryota; Metazoa; Chordata; Actinopteri; Perciformes; Percidae
Gene: arhgap1
Product: Rho GTPase activating protein 1
Exons: 13
Coding region: 206-1498 (430 amino acids)
Biological process (GO): negative regulation of endocytic recycling; small GTPase-mediated signal transduction
Cellular component (GO): cytoplasm
Molecular function (GO): GTPase activator activity
Source: RefSeq, a predicted model, not a curated record
UUUGAAAAUAAUGAACCGGAAAAGGUGUCGACGCAGAUUGUUGCUGUUGCUAAUCAAAUCUACGGCGAUUUCAGACGCCACAAAGCCCACUGGGUGACUACAAAGCAACUUUGCAAUUACGGACUCUGGCUGCUACUCUGUGAAAGUCCCAGCUUUAAGGGUGUGUGUCAGUGAGUGUGUGUAGCACCGUUUUGCAGAGUGAGUGAUGUCUUCAGAGCUGCUGGUAGAUUUGGGUGAAGACCCUGCGACUGCACAGUUAGGACAGCUGAAGCUGACCACGGUAGAGGACCAGCAGUGGCCCGCUGAUGAGUCUACUCUCAGCAAGUCAGAGACAGAUAUCUCCCAGCGCUUUGACGCUGGCUCUCCACACCUGCCCUGGGACCAUCCGUUCUAUGACAUCGCCAGGCAUCAGAUCAUUGAAGUGGCGGGUGAUGAUAACUUUGGAAGGAAGGUGAUAGUGUUUAAUGCAUGCAGAAUGCCUCCACAGCACCAACUGGACCAUCACAAGCUGCUGAUGUAUCUUAAAGGAACACUGGAUCAGUAUGUUGAAAGUGACUACACUCUGAUCUAUUUCCAUCAUGGGCUGACCAGUGAAAACAAACCCUCUCUCAGCUGGCUACGAGAUGCAUACAGGGAGUUUGACAGAAAGUAUAAGAAGAACAUCAAGGCUCUGUAUAUCGUCCAUCCAACCAUGUUCAUCAAGACUCUGCUGAUCCUCUUCAAACCAAUCAUCAGUUUUAAGUUUGGCAGGAAGAUUAACUAUGUGAGCUAUCUGAGUGAGCUGGAAGAUGUGGUGAAGUGUGAGCAGUUGCUAAUUCCUGCCCGUGUCAAAGAGUACGACAACAAGUUAAGAGCCUCUCUUAAACCAACCGUCCAGCCUUCCGUGUCUCCUCCUCACAGCCCCCCCCCCCACAGCCAGGUGUUUGGGGUGCCUCUUGCAUUGCUCAGGCAGAGGAAUCCGGAUGGUGAUCCAGUUCCCGUGGUGAUGAGAGACACCAUUAGCUUCCUUACCGAGCAAGGUUUGGAGAUUGAAGGGAUCUUCAGACGGUCUGCCAAUGUGACUCUGGUGAAGGAGGUCCAGCUCAGAUACAACUCAGGUGUGACAGUGAAUUUCAGAGAGAUGGAAGACGUCCACUUGGCUGCUGUGAUUCUGAAGACAUUCCUGAGGGAACUACCUGAGCCUCUGCUGACCUACCAGCUCUACAACGACAUUGUCAACUUCACUUCAGUAUCCAGUGACAGGCAGGUGGCACUUAUGAAGACACUGAUAGAGUCGCUGCCAGAAGAAAACUAUACAUCACUGCGACACCUCAUCACAUUCCUGGCAAAGGUAUCAGCCAACAAUGAAGUGAAUAAGAUGACCAACAGUAACCUGGCUGUGGUGUUUGGUCCUAACCUGCUCUGGGGACGGGACAACGCCAUGUCACUCAGCGCCAUUGGGCCAAUCAACAACUUCACUAGAGUCCUGCUAGACCACCAGCAUCUGGUCUUUACCUAAACCCUGCCCCUUCACCCUGCAGUCUCUCUUCCAGUCAGAAACACCUUUUCCAUUAAAACACCGUACACUUUAAAAGGA